AUGAAGCAAAAGAUUGUCAUCCAGUUGAGCAUGUCGUGCGACAAGAGCCGGUCCAAAUUACUGAUGCUGGCCGCCAGAGCAGCCGGGGUGACGUCCAUGGGCAUAACCGGCAACGCCAGGGACCAGCUGGAGGUGGUCGGCGACGGCGUCGACCCGGUGUGCCUCGUCAGCUGCCUCCGCAAGAAGCUCGGCCACGUCCAAAUCAUCAAGGUGGAGGAGGUGAAGAAGCCGGAGGAGAAGAAGAAGGAUGACCCGAUGCCGGCCGUGCCCGUGCCCGUGAACUCGCCGCCGUGCUACUACCCGCCCAGCUACUACCACCACCAGUACCAGGCGCCGCACAUGGUAGUCUGCGAGGAACAACCCGAAAACUGCCGGACCAUGUAG
Molecule: messenger RNA, 384 nt
Organism: Triticum dicoccoides
Lineage: Eukaryota; Viridiplantae; Streptophyta; Magnoliopsida; Poales; Poaceae
Product: disease resistance protein Pik-1-like
Exons: 2
Coding region: 1-384 (127 amino acids)
Source: RefSeq, a predicted model, not a curated record